GUGGAAUCGCUUUAUCCUCGUCCUGGCUGGGUUGAAUUAGAUCCUGAAGUGCUGUGGAGUCAGUUUGUUGGUGUAAUAAAAGAGGCUGUACAAGCUGCGGGACUUCACAUGAGGCAAAUUGCUGGUCUUGGCAUCUCAACGCAGAGAGCAACUUUCAUUACGUGGCACAAGAGGACAGGAAAACCUUUUCAUAAUUUCAUAAGUUGGCAAGACUUAAGAAGUGCUGAACUUGUGAAUUCCUGGAAUAAGUCCCUUCUGCUGAAGGUAAUCCAUGUUAUUUUUACAGUACUUCAUUUCUUGACUGGGAAUGAUCGAUACUUGGCACCAAGUUUUCUUACUUUUUCAACACAACAAACUUCUAUGAAGUUGUCAUGGGUCUUUAAAAACAUAUAUGAGGCUGAAGAAGCCGCCAAAAAAAAUAACUGCUGCUUUGGAACAGUUGACACUUGGUUACUGUAUAGACUGACUAAAGGUUCUGUGUAUGCUACAGAUUACUCAAAUGCUAGUGCUACAGGCGUUUUUGAACCCUUUACGAAAUGUUGGAAUCCUGCUUUGUGUUACUUACUUUCCAUUCCAAUGUCUGUUUAUCCUCCAGUGAAAGACACAAGCUUCAACUUCGGAUCAGCUGACUCUGAAAUAUUUGGGGUAUCUAUUCCAAUAAUGGCAGUGGUAGCUGAUCAGCAGUCAGCCAUGUUUGGAGAAUGCUGCUUUCACCCAGGAGAUGUUAAACUGACGAUGGGAACAGGUGGUUUCUGGAAUGUGAAUACUGGAGAGCAUCUCUUUGCAUCACGGGGAAGUCUGUAUCCACUGAUUGGUUGGAAGAUUGGGGAAGAAGUUGUUUACUUAACUGAAGGCUGUAUGUCAGACAUUGGCACUGCCAUAAAAUGGGCUCAGGAUAUAAAUCUUUUCACUAAUGUUGAUGAAACAGAAAAAAUGGCACGGAGUAUUGUUGAUUCUCAAGGCGUUUGUUUUGUUCCAGGUUUUCAGGUUUCUGUGAAUGACCCAUAUUUAUGUGCCUCUUUCAUUGGUCUGAAACCUUCCACUACCAGAAACCAUCUUGUGCGAGCUAUAUUGGAAUCUGUAGCUUUCAGAAACAAACAGCUUUAUGAUAUCAUUGUGAAGAAGGUACGCAUUCCUCUUCAAACUAUUCGAGCUGAUGGAGGUGUCAGUAAUAAUAGUUUUGUUAUGCAGAUGACUUCAGAUUUAAUUAAUAGGCAAAUAGAAAAACCUGCAAAUGCAGACAUGUCUAGUCUUGGUGCAGCUUUUCUAGCAGGCCUUGCUUCAGGAUUUUGGACUGACAAAGAACAACUAAAGAAGCUAAGGCGAAUAGAAGCCAUUUUUGAGCCCCAGAAGGACUUGGAGGAAUACAAACCUGCUAUGGAUAUCUGGCUACAAGCAAUGAAACGUUCCCUGCACUGGUAG
Molecule: messenger RNA, 1422 nt
Organism: Balearica regulorum gibbericeps (East African grey crowned-crane)
Lineage: Eukaryota; Metazoa; Chordata; Aves; Gruiformes; Gruidae
Source: RefSeq, a predicted model, not a curated record